Molecule: messenger RNA, 5037 nt
Organism: Labeo rohita (rohu)
Lineage: Eukaryota; Metazoa; Chordata; Actinopteri; Cypriniformes; Cyprinidae
Gene: usp7
Product: ubiquitin specific peptidase 7 (herpes virus-associated)
Exons: 31
Coding region: 316-3648 (1110 amino acids)
Biological process (GO): protein deubiquitination; regulation of protein stability
Cellular component (GO): nucleus; cytosol
Molecular function (GO): cysteine-type endopeptidase activity; protein binding; cysteine-type deubiquitinase activity
Source: RefSeq, a predicted model, not a curated record
GCAGAAGCCCGAGGCCACCGACUAUCCUUAACGCUAGCAUCCCUUCACCCAGGCGCCGAGAUUGGGCGAAUAGCGAGCAAAUACGUCCGCGUUUCUCUGCCUGCUCCCCCACCGGCCUCCCUUCCUCCAUCCCCGGCGCUGACAGCAGACAAGGCCGAGGUCGUCUUAGUGCAGGCCCAGCCGCAAAGGCUCGACCUGUUUACCCCACCUCCGCGUCCUCCGACUCCCCACCAGCCUCUGCCCGCGGAACCGCCACCGGACCGGCCCGAGGGAGACAAAGAGCCCAGGCAUCAUCCCAUCCUAACAGCCGCCAACAUGAACCACCAUCACACCCAGCAGCAGCAGCAGAAAGCCGGCGAGCAGCAGCUCAGCGAGCCCGAGGACAUGGAGAUGGAGGCUGGGGACCCAGAUGAUCCUCCAAGAAUUCCCCAGAAUCCAGUUAUCAAUGGGAACGUGGCUAUGGCAGACGGACACAACAACACAGAGGAGGACAUGGAGGAUGACACAAGCUGGCGCUCGGAAGCCACUUUCCGUUUUGUGGUGGAGCGCUUUAGCAGGCUGAGUGAGUCUGUUCUCAGCCCACCCUGUUUUGUGAGAAAUCUGCCCUGGAAGAUCAUGGUGAUGCCCCGCUUCUACCCAGACAGACCUCACCAGAAGAGCGUUGGCUUCUUCCUUCAGUGCAAUGCUGAGUCAGACUCUACAUCCUGGUCAUGUCAUGCUCAAGCCAUGCUCAAAAUAAUCAACUACAAAGACGAUGAGAAAUCCUUUAGCCGCCGCAUUAGUCACCUGUUCUUCCACAAGGAAAAUGACUGGGGCUUUUCCAACUUCAUGUCAUGGAGUGAUGUGACUGAUCCUGAGCGGGGCUUUGUGGAGGAUGAUAAGGUCACGUUUGAGGUCUAUGUUCAAGCUGAUGCACCUCACGGUGUGGCCUGGGAUUCAAAGAAACACACUGGUUACGUGGGGUUGAAGAAUCAAGGAGCCACAUGUUACAUGAACAGCUUACUACAGACUCUCUUCUUCACAAACCAACUUCGACGGGCGGUUUACAUGAUGCCUACUGAGGGAGAUGAUUCCUCCAAAAGUGUUCCCCUCGCCCUGCAGAGGGUGUUCUAUGAGCUCCAACACAGCGAUAAGCCAGUUGGGACAAAGAAGCUGACUAAGUCUUUUGGAUGGGAGACUCUAGACAGCUUCAUGCAGCAUGAUGUACAGGAACUGUGCCGAGUGCUGUUGGACAAUGUGGAGAACAAGAUGAAAGGAACUUGUGUGGAGGGCACAAUCCCAAAGCUCUUCCGAGGGAAGAUGGUGUCCUACAUCCAGUGUAAGCAUGUGGACUAUCGGUCAGAAAGAAUAGAGGAUUACUACGACAUCCAACUCAGCAUAAAAGGAAAGAAAAACAUCUUUGAGUCAUUCAAGGAUUAUGUGGCAGUGGAACAGCUGGAUGGGGAUAACAAAUAUGAUGCAGGGGAGCAUGGUCUACAGGAAGCAGAGAAGGGUGUAAAGUUCCUGACCUUCCCUCCUAUCCUGCACCUACAGCUGAUGAGGUUCAUGUACGACCCUCAGACUGACCAGAAUAUUAAGAUAAAUGACAGGUUUGAAUUCCCAGAGCAGUUACCUCUGGAUGAGUUUCUGCAGAAGCCAGACGUCAAAGACCCAGCCAACUACAUUCUCCACGCCGUGUUGGUGCACAGCGGAGACAACCACGGGGGCCACUACGUCGUCUACCUUAAUCCUAAAGGAGACGGCAAAGUGAGUGUCACCGCACCAAUAUGGUGUAAAUUCGAUGAUGACGUCGUUUCACGGUGCACUAAAGAAGAGGCCAUUGAACACAAUUACGGCGGUCACGAUGACGAUUUGUCAGUGCGUCACUGCACCAACGCUUACAUGCUGGUGUACAUCAGAGAGUCCAAGCUCAGUGAGGUCCUGCAGCCAGUCACAGACAUGGAUAUCCCUCAGCAGCUGGUGGAGAGGCUGCAGGAGGAGAAGAGGGUGGAAGCACAGAAGAGAAAAGAGAGGCAGGAGGCUCACCUUUACAUGCAAGUACAGAUGGUGACUGAAGACCAGUUCUGUGGGCAUCAGGGCAACGACAUGUAUGAUGAAGAAAAAGUCAAAUACACAGUGUUCAAAGUUCUGAAAAGCUCCACUCUGGCUGAGUUUGUUCAGAACCUCUCACAGACCAUGGGUUUCCCGCAGGAUCAGAUGAGGCUGUGGCCAAUGCAGGCCAGAAGCAAUGGCACUAAACGGCCAGCCAUGUUGGAUUAUGAAGCAGAUUGCAACAAGUCUAUGAUCGACUUGAGUGAUAACGAAAACCCAUGGACAAUAUUUCUGGAAACUGUAGAUCCAGAAAUGGCCGCCAGCGGUGCAACGUUACCCAAGUUCGACAAAGACCAUGACGUUAUGUUGUUCUUGAAGAUGUAUGAUCCAAAAACCAGAAGCUUAAAUUAUUGUGGACAUAUCUACACACCUAUAUCCUGUAAAAUACGAGGCUUGCUGCCCGUUAUGUGUGAAAGAGCAGGGUUUCAGCAGGGAACUAGCCUUAUCCUCUAUGAGGAAGUUAAACCGAAUUUAACGGAGCGAAUACAAGACUAUGAUGUCUCCCUGGACAAGGCUCUGGAUGAGCUGAUGGAUGGAGACAUAAUUGUGUUCCAGAAGGAUGAUCCUGAAAAUGAAACCAGUGAGCUGCCUACUGCAAAAGACUACUUCAGAGACUUGUACCACCGUGUGGAUGUCAUCUUCUGUGACAAGACCAUUCACAAUGACCCAGGCUUUGUUGUGACACUGUCAAACCGAAUGAACUACUUCCAGGUGGCAAAGACUGUUGCGCAGAGGUUAAAUACUGACCCCAUGCUCCUACAGUUCUUCAAGUCACAGGGGUACAGAGACGGCCCUGGCAACCCACUCAGGCACAACUAUGAAGGCACUCUCAGAGACCUGCUGCAGUUUUUCAAGCCCCGGCAGCCUAAGAAGCUCUACUACCAGCAGCUCAAGAUGAAGAUCACAGACUUUGAGAACAGGAGGAGUUUCAAAGCCAUUUGGCUCAACAGUAUGUUUCGAGAGGAGGAGAUCACACUAUACCCUGACAAGCAUGGCUGUGUUCGGGACCUUCUGGAGGAAUGUAAAAAGGCAGUGGAGCUCUCUGACAAAGGCUCAGAGAAGCUGAGGCUGUUAGAAAUCGUCAGCUACAAAAUUAUCGGGGUUCACCAGGAAGAUGAAUUGCUAGAAUGUUUAUCUCCAGCAGCCAGUCGAACAUUCAGAAUAGAGGAAAUCCCUCUCGACCAGGUGGACCUGGACAAGGAGAAUGAAAUGCUGAUUCCAGUUGCACAUUUCCACAAGGAAGUCUUCGGGACAUUCGGAAUUCCCUUUUUGCUCAAGAUCCGUCAGGGGGAACCCUUCAGAGAAGUGAUGAAGAGAAUUCAGAGCAUGCUUGACAUUCAGGAGAAAGAGUUUGAGAAGUUCAAGUUUGCAAUAGUGAUGAUGGGCCGGCAUCAGUACAUCAACGAGGAAGACUACGAGGUGAAUCUGAAAGACUUUGAGCCACAGCCAGGGAACAUGUCGCACCCGAGGCCUUGGUUAGGGCUCGACCACUUCAACAAAGCUCCAAAGAGAGGUCGCUACACGUAUCUGGAAAAGGCGAUCAAGAUUCACAACUGACAAGCCCCCCCACUCUAACCGACCAUACUAAAGACUUUAACCAAACCUCUUGUGUGCACCACUUUUAACACCUGCUGUCUGGGGUACACAGGCACCAUGUAUGAAGUCUUCAGCGAAUGGAGUGACUGCUGAUGCUCCUGUUUUCCUUUUGAGGCUGUUCGAUUUGGCUUCUCUAACUAUUGACUGCCUAUUUGUCUGGAAGAAUGAAUUGGAUUUUAACAAGAAGGGGGAACAGUAUGUCCUAGACUUUUGUUUUGAUUUUUAUUUUUCGUUGUUUUCUUUUUGUUUUUCUUUUUAAGUUCGUUUUUAAGAAAAAUUGUUACGGCAAAGAAAGCUGCUGCAUUGUGAGGUGGAGGCGAUGGAAAGAGGAGUUUGGUCAUUUGCAGACGAUUUAAAGGAUUCCUCCAUCCUUCAACAAAAAAAAAAAUCACCGCAAAUGGCUGAGGCUUUUGCUAGUUGCCCUGACAUGGUUGUCUAUUUUCUGGUCCCUUAGUGCAACUAGUCCAAUUUUCAUGUUUACACGAUUCUUCUUUCUCACUUAGUUUGGUUGGAGAAAUUCAGUUUGUCUUCUCUGGAAAAUCCUGUAUAAUAAAGUUAAAGAGCCACAGCAUCCGUUUUAAAAUAAAUAAAAAUGAAAUAAAUUGUCUGUACUUCAUCUUGCACGUUGGCACUUAAUAUCCAAGGUUUUACAUUUCUCAGCACUGGUAAAUGUAAUCUUGGUGUUUGAUUUGCAUAUCCCUUUGGGUUUCUCUCCCCAUGAUUUUUUUUUUUUUUUCCUUUUCUUUUCCCCCCGUUCUUUAGCUCCUCUGUCACCGGCUGUGGGAUUAAUCUGAUGGGGAGGGAGGGGUCGCUUGCUGACGGCUCCAGAUUCGUUGUACUGUUUGUUGGCACGAGGUUGCGGACGUAUAGAAGACUGGUUUGGGACUUAGAGAAACCAGCAUUAAUGAACCAAUACCAUUUUUUUUUUUUCUUUAAGCACAGAAGGAAUGCUCCCUAGUGCAUAGUUGGCUUUGUAAAAACAAUUAAAAUUGUAUAUUUAAAGAAUGAACAUGUAAAAUUAAAAACGCCGAUUUGUUGGGUACAGAUCAAUUCAGAUGUUCAUAUUCAUUGUGUGUAGUUUUAUUUUGGAUCCUGACCGUUUCAUUUGGAAAUUUUUUUUUUUUUUGUUUGUUUUUUUGUUUUUUUUUGGUUCCUUAACUAAUUGCAACAGUUUGUCUCGUUUAAGUGCAGUACAAAGACGACCUGCAGAUCACAUCUUUCUUUUUUUGAUUUAUUUUUUUUCUCUCCAGUCUAAUUCCUCCGUGUAGCAGCAGUGUACGACAACUCUUCCUGUAUAUUGCCUUUUUGCUGGAAAAUGUAUGUUGAAUAAAAUUUUCUAUAAAAGCUACA